AUAUUAUUCUCCUACAUUCUCUCUCUACUGGUUCAACAAUGGAGUCAUCGUCUAGAACCAAAUCGAAUUCUCUCCAAAGAUCAAUUUCUCCUUCGGGUCGAUUCUGUUCGUCGUUUUCCUCGGCCUUCGCUUCCUCAAUGUCCAGUUUUUCGACCCGAUCCUCCGGUUUCUUAACCCGAUCCGCUUCACCAACUCGGGUUAACCUGUGCAGAUCCGUCUCACCUUCGCCGUCCGUACGAUUUUCGACUCCUCCUAGCCGUUCGAUCUCGGUCUCUCCUCGGCACCAAAUGCAAAACACCAAGGCAUUGUCUGGUCAGAAGAAGACGUGUAUGUGUUCGCCUACAACGCAUCCUGGUUCGUUUCGGUGUAGUCUUCACAAGAAUGGUAAUCGUCAUCAGAAUCAUGCGGGGUCGUAUCAUUCAAGUCAUCGGUUGAAUGCUCGGAGAUCGGCAAUGACGAAUUCGCUGGUGAGGAUUGGGACAGUGGAGGGAGAUUUAGUGAAGCGAGCGUUGGCGGCGUUGAUUCGGCCGUCGUCCCAUCACCAAAGACGGAGAGCUGAUUUUCAGCCCAGACCUAGUCGUCUCUGCAACAUGUCCAAAGCCGAAGAUCUAUGAGUUUUUGAGAGGUUUGGUAUUGAUACAGAUCCCGCAGAGUUUUCCGGCCAGCCACAGCGUUCCCAUUUUUUCCGAGUGGUGGGUCACUGAGAAGAUCGAGGAGUUUGUGCCGAUUUUGUAGUUUUUGAGCAUGAAAACCCUAAUGUUUUUCAGAGAUCGAUUCAGAAACCCUGAUCAUAGCAGUGUGUACCGUUGAAUCCUGUUUGAUAGUUGAUGAGGAGACCAAAUCAUAUAAAUUUCUAAUAUCUUCCAAAAUCAGGAACACAUUCUAAUUAACAAUAUCAGCAAAUUGGAUUGAAAUUGAGAAUAUCAGCAAAGUGGAUUG
Ilex paraguariensis (yerba mate) is the source of this 939-nucleotide messenger RNA. The record is from the annotation of a GenBank genome assembly. NCBI's taxonomy places the organism in Eukaryota, Viridiplantae, Streptophyta, Magnoliopsida, Aquifoliales, Aquifoliaceae.